AUGAUUCAGUACAUUUUCUUAUUCAGCAGACACGGGAAAUGUCGUUUGCAGCAUUGGUAUCAUGCCGUGCCGUCCAAGGACAAGAAGAGAAUCUACCGCGACCUGGUCUCCCUAAUUUUGUCCAGGAAAUCAAGAAUGUGCCACUUCUUGGAAUACAAGGAUAUGAAAGUGGUAUACAAGCGCUACGCCAGCCUGUUCUUCUGUGUAGGAAUCGACACCAAUGACAACGAGUUGAUUGUCCUGGAAAUCAUUCACCGCUAUGUGGAUCUACUGGACAAAUACUUUGGCAGUGUGUGCGAACUGGACGUAAUUUUUAACUACGAGAAGGCCUACUACAUCCUGGACGAGCUGGUGCUCGGUGGAGAAAUCCAGGAGACGAGUAAGAAAACUGUCCUGAAAGCGAUCGCUACCCAGGACAGGGAGGAGGAAGAGGAAUUGAGUGGCAAGUCCAAGACUUCGUAA
This is a messenger RNA of Sycon ciliatum, 462 nucleotides long. Its product is annotated as AP-1 complex subunit sigma-2-like. The transcript has a single exon. Gene Ontology annotation, biological process: vesicle-mediated transport; protein transport. The record is from RefSeq and is a predicted model, not a curated record. NCBI's taxonomy places the organism in Eukaryota, Metazoa, Porifera, Calcarea, Leucosolenida, Sycettidae. Gene Ontology annotation, molecular function: clathrin-cargo adaptor activity. The coding region runs from base 1 to 462 and encodes 153 amino acids. Gene Ontology annotation, cellular component: AP-1 adaptor complex; intracellular membrane-bounded organelle.